CCUAAAACCCUACUGCCUUCCGGUUUCUCCCUCAAAACCUCAAAAGUACUCCAGGACGCCAUAGAAAUGCUUCCUUUCCUUCAGCAAUUCACUAACCAGAAUAAUGCUUCUGCAUGUCCUGGUGGUUCACAGGCUGUUGGAGUUGCUAACAAUAUGUCGCCCAAUUUAAGACCAAUUCAACCACAAAUGGGUUUUGUAAAUCCUCAAUUAUCGAUCCCGUUUGAUAACAAUAAUCCUAAUUAUAAUCCCAAUUUAGGUAAUAUGAACAUGCCCAAUUUCAAUGCUUUGCCAAAUAGUCAUAUGAGUAACUCCAUUGUGGGUUCUGCUCAACAGAUUCAAUCUCAAAGUCUUGGGCAGAAUUUGAAUGUUUUGGGGUUUCCAAUGAAUGGGCAAUUAAGCAAUUUGGGUCAAUUGGGUAAUGGGCAAUUUGGAUGGCAGAAUCAGUUACCCAAUGUGAACCAACUAGGGAAUAUGCCUUUAUUGAAUCCUUCUCAAAUUAAUGCUUUGACUCAGUUGUUGGGUUGUGCUAAUCAAGUUGCUCAGGCAAUUAAUCCGCAAAAUACACCCUUUUUUGGGAAUUCACAGCUUGGUUUUGGCCAACCUAAUGGUGGUUUGCAUCUGGGUAAUUUUGCUCAACAGUUGCCUGUUGUGCCGAUGCAGUUGCCGAAUGUAUCGGGUCCACCUUCCAAUGUUGUUGGUUCAUCUUAUCAGCAUAGUCAGCAGAUGCAGAGUAAUCAUGCUCAACGACAAGGGAUGCAUAAUUUUAAGUCAAGCCCCCAUCAAAAUAAGAAGUUCGUGAAGAACCAGAAAAGAGAAGCAUCUAACCACAGGCCGCAAAGGUCUCAAGAUCAUCAAAUACAUAAUUCAAAAGGCAAUAAAGAUGCUGGUGCUGCUAAUUCUGACAUCCAAUCUAAGGGUGGAAAGCGAAGGUCACUUGCUGCACUCUACACUGAGAAAGAAAUUCAGCAGUGGCGUGAAGAACGCAAGAAAAAUUAUCCAUCUAACUCCAAUGUGAAAAAGAAGCUGGCACAGAAGCAAGCAAAUGCUGAGAAUGCUGAUCAAGAUGCCAAGUUACGGCGUCAACAACUAAAGGAUGUAUUGGCAAAGCAAGUGGAGUUGGGCUUUGAAAUUCCUGAAAUUCCAUCGCACUAUCUUGUUGAUCAAGAUCAUCAGGAUAACAGGAAGGAUCGAUCUAGGAAACCUAUUAACAAAGGACGCUUUCAAAAAAAGGGAUUCCAGAACAGGUAUAAUCGAGCAGGGAAGCAUGACAGAAAAGACCAGUUUUCUUCAAAAAGGGAAGCAGAAGAAGGUGGUUCAUUCAGGAAACGUGAUCGAUAUGCAAAAAGACACAAGUCGGAUAAUGAGAAUUUGUCCGAAACUUGUUUAAGUUUGAGGGAGCCGACCCUUCUGAAAAAGCUUCUAAGCAACGAUAUGAAAAGAGAUAAGACCCAUCUACUACAAGCUCUUCGUUUCAUGGUCAUGAACUCGUUCUUCAAGGAUUGGCCCGAGAAACCUCUUAAUUUCCCGAAGGUUAUUGUCGAGGAAACUGGAGUUGAGAGCAAUGUAAUUGAAGAGAUGUCGUCCUCUUUUAAGGGCGAACUCAACGAUGAUGAUGACUGCGAUGAUGAUUCUUCUAUUGAAGGUGACGGUAAAAACGAUGUGCCUCAAGAAGAGGGAGAAAUCACAGACUAGGAGGAAGGUCAUUUUUCUUAUGUUUUACCAAUAGCUGAAUUACUAAUCUGAGCUACUUUUGAAGAUGAACUCAUCCAAUAUAGUUUCAUCAACAUAUGUAGUAAAUAUGAGUCUUUUUGUCUCAGAUAAAUGCAAAAGUAAAAGUGUUUUUCAUCAGCUUACACUUAUCAUUAUUUUAAUUUUCGGC
Molecule: messenger RNA, 1879 nt
Organism: Amaranthus tricolor (Joseph's coat)
Lineage: Eukaryota; Viridiplantae; Streptophyta; Magnoliopsida; Caryophyllales; Amaranthaceae
Exons: 8
Coding region: 67-1692 (541 amino acids)
Biological process (GO): box C/D snoRNP assembly
Cellular component (GO): nucleus
Molecular function (GO): RNA binding
Source: RefSeq, a predicted model, not a curated record